UGAUGGGUGCAAUUACUUUUGUAAAUCCCCAUAAAUUAAUUCAAUUUUCGUAAAAUUUUGUUAAUAAAGGUACUUCCGAACACAUAUGCAGAAGGAGUCGUUUUCAAUUCUACUCCUUGUAUAAAAUUUGAGAGGUAUCAAUACAGUACAUGUUCAAAUUGGGGUUAAAAUAACCAUACAUGGAAGUAUUUACUCCCCGGAAUUUUUCUUGUCGCAAAACUCGUGGCCCCAAAAUACAAAUGCAGCAUUUGCCGCAGCCAUUCAGGAAUUUUUCAACUAACCUUUUUACAAUUAUAAGAAUUGAAAAAUUCAGGAGUUUUGGGAAGUAUAUAAGGAGGUGGAAAUAGCUCCAAUAGAAUCAAUUAUUUUAUCAUGAUAUGUAUUGUUAUCCCACUAACCUGAAUAUUAUCUUUUCAAGUAAUUCGCAGCCAUGCAAAAGUUCAUCUUCCCUAAAUUAUCUCAAAUUGGAUUAGUUGCAUUAGCAGCUUAUUUAUAUUUAUUCACCAACUUGGUAGAUGCUGUCCCAGUUAAUAAUGCUAUUUCUCAGAAACAAAAUAUUAUUUUCUUAGUUUCUGAUGGUAUGGGUGCUGCUUCUGUCCAAUUAGCUAGAACUUUCAAACAAGUCCGUGAUGACUUAGAAUUCAAUGAUAUUUUAGACUUGGAUCAAUAUUUAGUUGGUACUUUCAGAACCAGAUCAAAUAGUUCUUAUGUCACUGAUUCUGCUGCUGCUGGUACAGCUUUAGCCUCUGGUCAUAAAACGUAUAAUGGUGCUAUCAAUGUUGAUCCAGAAACCAAGACUCCUUUGGGAACCAUUGGUGAAGCAUUAAAAUUGCAAGGUUAUAAGGUCGGUAUUGUUGUCACUACUAGAGUUACAGAUGCCACUCCAUGCGUUUGGUCUUCUCAUGCUCUCUUAAGAGGUCAAGAAGAUUUGAUUGCAGAACAAAUGUUAGGUAUUGGUCAUCCUUUAGGACAAGUCAAUGAUUUAAUCUUAGGUGGAGGUAGAAACUUUUUUACUCCACUCAAUGUUGAAGGUGGUGCAAGACCAGAUAACAGAAGUUUAGUUGAAGAAAUUAAAGCAAAUGGAACUUGGACAUAUGCCGGUAAUAGAGAAGAAUUCGAUGCUUUAGCUGGUGGUGAAAAUGUUACUUUACCAUUGCUUGGUUUAUUUGCCGAGGAAGAUAUUCCAUACAAGAUUGAUCGUGAUGAAAGUAUUUAUCCAAGUUUAGUUGAAGAAGUUCAAGUUGCUUUAACUGCUUUGACUAAGGCUACUGAAGAUCAAGAAAAAGGUUUCUUCUUAAUGAUUGAAGCCUCUAGACCAGAUCAUGCUGGACAUGCCAACGAUGCUCAAAGUAUAGCUCGUGAAGUAUUGGAAUUCAACGAUGUUAUUGACUUGGUUCACCAGUAUGUUCAAAAUGCUACUACUAACACUGUUGUUGUGUCUACUGCCGAUCAUGAAACUGGUGGAUUAUCUGUAUUUGGCACUUCUCCUAAGGAUUAUUCUGCUAUCUUUAAUGCUACCCAUUCCAGUCAAUAUUUAGCUAAAGAAAUUGAAGAUUUCGUCAAUAAGGACGAUGAAGGUGCUUUGAUCAAUUUCAUCAAAACUGAAACACUUGAAAAGGGCUUGGGUCUUUCAUCAUACACAGAUGAUGAAGUCCAAAGAGUUCAAAAGAAUGUCGGUACUUCCAAAUUAGCUCCUACUAUUGCCAACUUGACUAGUGCAAGAUCCAAGGUCUCAUGGGGUACAGAUGGUCACUCAGCUAUUGAUGUUGAUAUUUACUCUUUCUCUAAUACUCCUUACCUUAGUCAUAAAGUCUUAAAUACUAAGGAUGGAUUAGGUGGAGCUCAUGAGAACACCGACUUUUCUAUUUUCAUUAAAUCCAUUGCUGGAAUUGAUUUAGAUGAAGUUACCGAUUUGGUUUCCAAUAUUACCGUUAAUUCUACAGUUCCUUCUGGAGGCGAUUAGAUUGCUGUUGCUUCUUUGGAUAUUUAGUUUCUUCUUCUUUCCGUUAUACCAUUUAUUUCGAUAUUAAAA
Molecule: messenger RNA, 2032 nt
Organism: Scheffersomyces amazonensis
Lineage: Eukaryota; Fungi; Ascomycota; Pichiomycetes; Serinales; Debaryomycetaceae
Gene: PHO8
Product: Pho8p
Exons: 1
Coding region: 431-1963 (510 amino acids)
Biological process (GO): dephosphorylation
Cellular component (GO): fungal-type vacuole membrane
Molecular function (GO): alkaline phosphatase activity
Source: RefSeq, a predicted model, not a curated record